Drosophila miranda is the source of this 765-nucleotide messenger RNA. Its product is annotated as proteasome subunit beta type-2-like. The coding region runs from base 1 to 573 and encodes 190 amino acids. The record is from RefSeq and is a predicted model, not a curated record. The transcript is spliced from 3 exons. Lineage: Eukaryota; Metazoa; Arthropoda; Insecta; Diptera; Drosophilidae. Gene Ontology annotation, cellular component: proteasome core complex.
AUGAAAACGAGCAGGAACAUUGUAGACUACGAUCUCGCUAGGUCCAAACGAAUCCGGCGCAAGCUCCCGAAAACCGGCACCACUAUUGCGGGCCUUACGUUCCGUGAUGGCGUCAUCAUUGCCACUCUGGUCGUUCAAAGAAGAUAUUUCGCCUGCACGAUAACAUCUAUGCAGCUGGAGCUGGCACCGCCAAUCAUAUAUGUAGAUGCCGUUGCACGUCUUCUUCGUGCACAGCUUAACCAUCUUCGGAUGACAAUGUGCACAGAAGUGCCAGUUGUGUGUGCUAAACAUAUAAUUAAAAGGCUGUUUUACCGCUUUAAGCACGUAAAGAGGAUGAACUGGAUAAUCGCCGGCGUAGACAGGGGUCGAGCCUCGAUUUAUAGUAUCCGUUUUAGCGGCGCCAGUAAUCCUGCCCCCUACGUAUCGCUGGGAUUGGGAGAACCGGGGGCUACUGCUACGCUAGAGUCGCGCUGGGAAGAAACCCUGGACGAAAAGGAAGCGACGCGUUUGACUAUUGAUGCGGUUCGCGCUGCCAUCCAGACCGAUCGUGGCACACAGAGACAAGACGGGUAGACCCCAUUUCUGCGUCAUCCGCAAUGACUACGUGGUAAGGCAGGGAUACAAGGUCGUCGUCGAGAUUGCCCACCGUAUACGGUACAAGAGGGUGUCGGGAAGUAGUUCACAAACAAUGGACAAAAAAAACCAAAUGAACAAAAAACAGUUUCAGCCGGAUUCGGUUAACUAAUAAAAUUGGGGAAACUUCAG